UUAUUUUUCUGUUUAAUUAUUUUACUUAGUUUCUUUUCUGUAUUUCCUUUUCCCAAUUUCUGAUCAUAAUUUUUCAUUUCCUCUCUCUUGACUCCUCUUCCAUCUCUUCUUCUCUGCUUCGUCUUCUUCUUCUUCUUCUUCUUCGGCUGCGUUCUUACGGUAUCCUCUGGCACUUUUCUUAACGCUGUUUGAUGGACAAUGUGAAAUUAGCUGAUCAUAUAUCUUCUUCACAAUCCUCGUUAAUCUCCCAAGAUGGUAGUCUUGUUCAUGAAGAGGAUCCAAACCACCUAGUUAACAAUGGAAUUACGAACCAGAGCCAAGUUCUCUCAAAUGCUGUUGGUAAUGAAAAAUUGGAAGGUGACGUUGAAUGCUCUUCAAGCCCAGUUGAUGCAACACGGCGAUCUAAAAGUCAACAGCCAAUAGCUGAAAAUUCUUUAUCAUCAACCAUAGAAGAUGCUCCUAGUGAUGCGAAUAUGAAUAAAGAUGAACUUAUUACAUUAAGUAAUUCAGGUAUGAGUACUACAGUUCCAGAUGAUAGAUUUGAGGAACACAAUUCAAAUACCUUGAUGGAAGACCCCAGAACUCAAUCAGUAGAAGAUAUGCCUGAGAAACUUCCUCAGGAACAACAUUCAGUCCAUAGUGACUCUGCUACAGUUAAUGAUGUCAAUGAGGUCACUAUGCCAGAGAAACUUCCUCAGGAACAAUCUUCAAUCCAUAGUGACUCUGCUACUGUCAAUGAUGCCAAUGAGGUCAUUAUGCCUGAGAAACCUCCUCAGGAACAAUCUUCCGUCCAUGGUGACUCUGCUACUGUCAAUGAUGCCAAUGAGGUCAUUAUGCCUGAGAAACCUCCUCAGGAACAAUCUUCCGUCCAUGGUGACUCUGCUACUGUCAAUGAUGCCAAUGAGGUCAUUAUGCCUGAGAAACCUCCUCAGGAACAAUCUUCCGUCCAUGGUGACUCUGCUACUGUCAAUGAUGCCAAUGAGGUCAUUAUGCCUGAGAAACCUCCUCAGGAACAAUCUUCCGUCCAUGGUGACUCUGCUACUGUCAAUGAUGCCAAUGAGGUCAUUAUGCCUGAGAAACCUCCUCAGGAACAAUCUUCCGUCCAUGGUGACUCUGCUACUGCCAAUGAUGCCAAUGAGGUCAUUAUGCCUGAGAAACCUCGUCAGGAACAAUCUUCCGUCCAUGGUGACUCUGCUACUGUCAAUGAUGCCAAUGAGGUCAUUAUGCCUGAGGAACUUCCUCCGGAACAAUCUUCAGUCUGUAGUGACUCUGCUACUGUCAAUGAUGUCAUUAUGCCUUCUGAGACAGUGGUUAUAAAAAAUGAGGAUGUUGAACGUGCAGAUGGGCUUGCAGAGGGCGUGAGAGUUUCAGGUGGAAAAACUGAAUCUGUUGAUUCUUCAAAAGAUGUUAAGCAAAGUGAUAUUAACAGAGGCCUUAUUGAUACAACUGCACCAUUUGAAUCUGUUAAAGAAGCCGUUUCUAAGUUUGGUGGGAUUGUUGAUUGGAAAGCUCAUCGAAUCCAAACAGUUGAGAGACGCAAAGUUGUGGAGCAAGAACUUGAGAAAUUAAACGAGGAGAUUCCGGAGUACAGGAGACAGUCAGAGGCUGCUGAAGAGGGAAAAAAACAAGUUCUAAAGGAGCUAGAUAGCACUAAGCGAUUGAUAGAAGAAUUAAAGCUUAAUCUAGAGAGGGCACAAACAGAAGAGCAUCAAGCAAGGCAAGACUCCGAGCUUGCGAAACUCAGGGUUGAAGAGAUGGAGCAAGGAAUUGCUGAGGAGUCUAGUGUAGCUGCCAAGGCGCAGCUUGAGGUUGCUAAAGCCAGGCACGUAGAUGCAGUUUCAGAGCUUAAAGCUGUCAGAGAGGAAUUGGAAACACUUUAUAGGGAGUUUGCUUCUUUGGUCGCAGAUAAGAAUGCAGCUUUAGCUAAAGCUGAAGAUGCUGUGGCUGCCUCCAAGGAAGUUGAGAAGGCAGUGGAAGAUCUAACUAUUGAGCUUAUGGCCACUAAGGAGUCGUUAGAGUCUGCACAUGCUACUCAUUUGGAGGCAGAGGAGCAAAGAAUAGGUGCAGCCAUGGCCAGAGAGCAAGAUUCUCUUAACUGGGAGAAAGAAUUGAAGCAGGCUGAAGCAGAACUUCAGAGUCUCAAUCAGAAAAUUAUAUCAGCGAAGAAUCUGAAAUCAAAACUGGAUACUGCCUCGAAUUUGCUAAUAGAUUUAAAAGCUGAAUUAGCAGCUUAUAUGGAAUCAAAACUGGAAGAGGAGCCUGAUAAUGAUGGUAACACAAAAAGCGAGGCAGAGGAUCCCGAAAAGAAAACACGUACAGAUAUACAAGCAGCAGUUGCUUCAGCAAAGCAGGAACUUAAGGAAGUGAAACUCAACAUUGAGAAAUCAACUUCUGAAAUAAACUGCUUAAAGGUGGCCGCAACAUCAUUGAAAACAGAGCUUGAAAAGGAGAAAUCUGAUCUAGUCAACUUGAGGCAAAGAGAAGGAAUGGCAUCUAUAGCAGUUGCAUCUCUUGAAGCUGAAGUGGAAAGAACCAGGUCAGAAAUAGCUUUAGUUCAAAUGAGGGAGAAAGAGGCCAGGGAAACGAUAGUGGAGUUGCCUAAACAAUUACAGCAAGCAGCACAAGAAGCCGAUCAGGCCAAAUCACUGGCUCAGGAGGCUCAAGAGGAGCUGUGCAAAACAAAAGAGGAGGCAGAGCAAGCAAAGGCUGGAGCAAGUACCAUGAAGAGUAGAUUGCUUGCUGCUCAGAAAGAGAUUGAGGCUGCAAAGGCUUCAGAAAGAUUGGCGUUGGCCGCAAUCAAGGCAUUAGAAGAGAGCGAAUCGGCCAGAGAUACCAACAACGCGAACUCACCCGCAGGAGUUACACUGUCACUAGAGGAGUACUAUGAGCUUAGCAAGUGUGCUCACGAGGCAGAGGAACAAGCCAACCUUAGAGUGGCAGAUGCACUGUCACAGAUUGAGCUAGCCAAGGAAUCCGAGUCAAGAAGCUUGGAUAAACUGGAAGCAGUAAUCCAGGAGAUGGCUACCAGAAAGGAAGCACUAAAAAUUGCCAUGGAGAAGGCUGAGAAGGCCAAGGAAGGGAAGUUGGGCGUUGAGCAGGAGUUGCGAAAAUGGAGAGCCGAGCACGAACAACGAAGGAAGGCUGGUGACUCUGGCACUGGAUUAAUGAACCCCAUUCGCAGUCCAAGGGCCAGUUUUGAGGGGAAGAACGAUCCAUCGAAUUUAGUCGGCUCAUCUGACGCCAUGGUUACUGAUGCCUCGAGCCCCAAGGCAGAUAUGCAAAGAAGCCUUACUUCAAUGGAUUCGUUCUCAGAAUCAAAAACAGGGAAGAAAAAGAAGAAAUCAUUUUUCCCUCGAAUUCUCAUGUUUCUGGCCAGAAAGAAGGCACAGCCAAACAAGCCAUCCUAAAUCGUUUCAGGGUACAGUUAUUCUAUUUACACUGUUGAUAUUUUGACCUCUCCUUUGAAAUUGGUUUUCCUCAUGGAGACUAUAAUCGCCGAGUUUGAAGAAUUACGAGAUUGUACAUGAUGGUGAUUAAUUUUUUUCUUUUAUUGUAUGAUAAAAUGGGUAUUCGUGCGUCUAUUUAAAAAAAAAAAAAAAAAACGUUGCACCAUGGGCUUUGCAAGAUGUAAUAAGUUUCUACAUUUUGAUUUUUGGA
Molecule: messenger RNA, 3657 nt
Organism: Cucurbita pepo subsp. pepo (vegetable marrow)
Lineage: Eukaryota; Viridiplantae; Streptophyta; Magnoliopsida; Cucurbitales; Cucurbitaceae
Source: RefSeq, a predicted model, not a curated record